ACGUGUCAAAAGGCGGUUGAGCAUGGAGUUUCCGUGGUAUUUUCCUACUUGUUUACACAUUAUCAUUGGAAUCUAUCAACAGUUGGUAGGACUCAUUGGUUGGAAAGCAAAAAUAAAAGCUGUUUCCCACCAAGAGCUGAGGUGACUAGUUUAAUGUUGAUACCUGCUCUACAGAUGUUUAACAACGUAAAUCCCACCUGAAAAAUCAUGAAUCAGGCUGCCCAGAGCCCCAUCCAGCCUGGCCUUGAACGCCUCCAGGGAUGGAGUAAGACUUAGAUAAGGACUUAAAAUCAUUGCUGAAUUCAGGAAUUUUUAAGUAGCCAGGAAUAUGGUGGAAGCAGUACUGAUCGAUCUGUUCAGCCUGCCAGCCAGCUUGCACAACGGCAUUCAAGGAGUACUGCGUAACACCCUGGAAAUUAUUGAGAAGUGCUCUUCCACUCCUACUCCAUUUGUUUAUGUCAUGUGCUGCCAGAUGCCAGAGAGUGAAAGGAAGGAUGAGCAAGAAUCCUUGCUUCCAGCUCUGAGAGAUUUCCAGAGUACGAAGAAAGGACUUGAGGUGGUAUGUGCUCAGACUACAGCUGCUGUGUUGUACACCAUCAAACAAAUACUUGAUGAAAAAGACUUAAGCGUCAUUAAAGUUAUUCUCCCCUCCUUAAGGAAAGAAUUAAUGAAAGUAUAUAUAGACCAUCUCUUUACUGCAGUCUACCAGUUUGAAUUUGAGGAUUUAAAGGAGGCAUCUGAUUGCAAUAACCUGCAGACAAUUGGACCAAAGAGAGAAGAGCAAACAGUUUCUACACAGGACGUGGCACUCAUCCGAAGUGAGAUUCAGAUGCACUUGAAAAGCCUGCCAAGCCUGAAAGGGGAGCUCACCAUCCUCAAAUCUUCCCUAAUUCCAGAUGACAUCUUCCUACAUGGAUUCACCACAAGGACAGGUGGGAUCUCCUACAUACCAACUCUAAGCUCCUGCAAUCUUUUCAGCAGUUCUAAGCGGAGGGAUCCACAAGCUGUUGUUAAAGAAAACCUCCGCAGGCUUGCUAAUGCUGCAGGAUUUAAUCCAGAGAACUUUCACAGAGUGAAGACUGAUCAUGCUAAUGCUGUGUGUGUUAUGGGAAGGACAGAGCCUGACAGCUAUGAUGGAAUAGUUACGAAUCAGAAAGGUGUUACAAUAGCAGCUCCAGGGGCUGAUUGCAUACCACUGCUGUUUGCUGAUCCUGUCAGAAAAGCCUGUGGUGCUGCUCAUUCUGGAUGGAAAGGCACAUUGUUAGGAGUUUCCAUGGCCACAGUAAAUGCUAUGGUAUCUGAAUACGGCUGUAAUGUGAAAGAUAUCCUUGUGGUCUUGGGACCAUCUGUAGGACCUUGCUGCUAUAAACUUCCUCGUGAAUCAGCUGAAGAGUUUCACAGAAUUGAUCCAAAGUGUGUGCGACAGUUCGACUCUGCAGCUCCAUAUAUUGAUAUUAGAAGAGCAACACGCAAAAAUGGAAGAAACAGAGAUGGUACAGAUUAUCACUGCUGGUGCAGAGGAUGCCAUUCAAGUCAUUACACUGGGACUUAGACCCAGAUUUUGAAAGGUGCUUUGUGAGCAAGACCUGGAAGACAUACGUUUUCAUCUGCUUGCAAGGGGACAUCUUCAAGAGGCCCAACUCUUCCCCACUGAGUAACAUGGUUUCUUGAUACAAUAAAUGAAUCAUAAAAAAAAAUAAACAUUAAUACUGUUGUGGAAGAAUAUGGUGAUAAGAUCAGUAUAUGAGAGUCUCACAUGGGAAAUAUUUUGAGAGGAAACACAGAAUUAUUGGCAGAAAACGUGAAACAUAGCAAUGAAGUUGAAGGUCUCCAUUAUGUCAGAAAAGUUGGUUUUGUGCUUGAGAAUACGCAGACAAGUCUAGGAAGGAGGAACCUUCCUUCCAAUUUAAAUAGAAAUGAUGGAAAGCACAGAUUUCUCUGAUCUUUGAAUAGAGGUGCCAACUAAUUUGAAUGCAUACCCAUCCAUCCAUAUUUUUAUCACUUAUUUACAUGCAUAGCCGCAUACUUGCAGCUAUGCAUCUGUGUUUUAAAAUGCAAACAAGAGCCAUGUAUGACUUUGAGCCUAUUUUGUUAAUAUAUAUCUAUCUAUGAGGCUAGCCGGACAAACAGUCAUAAUAUUUCUCUUGCUUGCUCAUUCUUGGAUGUCUCAUUUGCAUAUUGAUGCUGCUCUUAUUUUCUUUUUAAAAUAAAGCCCUAGGAAAUGAUCUGCCUGGGCUCUCACAAGGACACAAAUCACCAAGCUUCUGAAUUUUUGAUUAAUUCUAUCCAUUUUAUUUUUGCAAUUCUGGACUUUCCUGAGCGGGAGGCUAUGCUAUCAUUCAUUUGAUAUCAGAGAAAGCACGGUGGCUCCAGAAUGAACUCUUGAUUAUGCUUUGCAUUUAUGUCAACACUGUGCAUAACAGGCUGCACUGAUUGAACAUCAGCUUUUGCACAUCUAUCUUGUAUGCUGACUUAUUAUACUUUCAUUCUGAGUUAUCUAAGAGAAGUGGGAAUAAAAUAGGACGAGCUUUGCACUGUUUUUAUUUUGUGUUAAUUUUCUUUAGAAGAGUAAGCAGAUCCCAAAUCUACUAAGCAAGAAGAAAAUAAAUGGAAUUAAUGAAAACAGAGUACAGCUUAAAACCAAUGAGUACAUUCACAGAGUCCAUUACACAGUCACACAGCCUUGCAGUUGUGACCUAUGUGCUCUUUCUAUCUGCUUUGCACUCAGUUGUGCAGUGCUUUAUAUAGACCAAAAGACCUAUAAGGAAUGAGCUAUGUCCUGGAUUGUGGGAUAGCCUUUGUGCUAUGCUUCCAACAGCAAAACACAUGCCUGUAUCAACAUCAGAUUAUACCAAGAGGUGUAAAUCCAGCUCAGCUAUCAAAGGAAGGAUGAACCCAAAAUAGAAAAUAAAUUAGUGGCCUAGCCUGAAUCUUCCCACUUCAGCACCAGUGCUGGAUAUAAAUUUUCUGAUGGAAAAGAAAGCUUUUCUGAAAGAUCUCAACAUUUGAGCAUGGAAUGCUUAAUCUCAAAUAUCAUGGGGUCUGCUGAGAUUUACGAGAAUACACAGAUGAUUGUUGCCCUAUAACCAGGGGUCUAGGGAAUCAGGGAUGGGAUUUACUCCUGCCUACUCCUCCUUAACGGAGGAUUAUAGAGAAAGACAGAGUCAGACUAACCAAUAGUGAAAGAAUUUCAUACUGCGCAGUGAAGACAAAAAGGCCAUCAGUUAUUAAUACUCAACUGGACAAGGCUCUGAGCAACCUGAUCUGGCUUUGGAGUGUUGGACCAGAUGAAUUCCUAAAUUGCCUUCUAGACUAAAUAAUUCUAUGACUCUUUGACUUGACAUACUGAUAUUUUCAUUUGAUUUAGUCAACCAUGACAUCCUUUGUAGCCAAUGGAGAAAAGUAAAGUGUCUCUCAUUUCAUCCUAAACUAUUAGGGUCUGACAAAUUUCACCUACAAAGACCUAUUUCUUUCCACUGAACAAAGGAGUCUAAAGCCACCUGGAUCAGAUAUGGAUAUUACCAUGUCAGACAAACACAUUUAGAGUAGAAUGUAGUUUGCCUCCUAUGGAGAUAUUUUGGCAACGAGGAUCUCACAGGUUGUGUGGCUUCAGAGGAAGUUGGUGGGACAUGAGAGCCAUGGAAGCCUUCAGCCAAUGCUCAGUGAAACCCAUAUCCUCACUUAAAUAUUCAGAAUAUUCAUUUUUAUAUUUGUGUCAUGAUAUAAUCUGGUCUGCAAAGGUCCUUUUCUUGAAUGCAUUCAACUAAAGCUAAUGUUUUAACAGUUCCAGUAUGCUGCUGUAUCCUCUGAAGGGUUUCCAGUUUGAUUUCAGUCUCACUCAAACAAACAAACAAACAAAAUAAAAGAGCUUUUUCAUGAAAUCCUACUUUAUGGGAACCUCACAGCACCUGAAUGAGAGUUGAAUGCUGAAAACAGGCUCCCAGAGCUGUUGUAUGCGUAUGUGAGUCUUGCUGCAAGGUCUGAAAGGGAAACAGAGAACGGGGGAGUGCUUGCAUCGCAGCCAAUUUGCCAUCCAGCUUGAGCUGGUAAUAGCUCAUGUAGAAAGAUCGCCCUGAUUUUUGCAUGGUUGGGAGAAGUCAUUACGUUUAGAGAAAGAUUUCCUGUGUAGUGAAAAGGAAGGUAAAACGUGAGUCCUCCACAGGGCAGAACCCAUUCUGAAUGUGUAACCCGCAUCUGUUGCCUCUGAAAUGAUGUCCGGGGCGGGGGGGGAGUGUGAGGGGGGGUUCUCAUCGAGCUGUUUGUGAAGGAUUGUUAUUUCCCGCAGCGAAGGGACACGCUGCCAAGAGGGGGCAGUGUCCUUUUGCUUCGUUUCCUCUCUGUUCCGUUUCGACCGUGACAGAGUCGGCAUUCACAGAAAAGAGAGUAAGGACGUUUUCUUGCCAGCCUGGGAAGCAGUGCCAUUGGGAUCCUUUUUCCUAGGUACAUCUCCCACGGCUGUACACACAGCUUUAAUUAAGAUGUGAUGUUUACAGCCAUCUUUCUGAGCCAGAACAGAUGUUGCGCUCCAGUGAAAGACUCUUCCAAGACGACCGGAGAUCUCAGUGACACAUGGAAAUUAAUGGGAUUUUUGUGGUCAAAUUUAUCUUAGCAUUGCUUUCCACAAUGAGCUGCCUUUGGGGCCGUCCCACCAUAUCAGUGCAAUAAUAUACUAAAAGUAAGGAUGAAGCCAUUUCUCUCAAAGUGCUUAGAAACACUGGACUAUAAGCCAAUGGGUUUAUAGUCUCCCUACAAGGGGAGACCUUAUUACUUUAUAAACUCCCUGAAAGGAGGUUGUAGCAAGGUGGGGGUUGGCCUCUUUGCUCAGGUAACAGCAAUAGGAUGAGAGGAAAUGACCUAAAGUUGCCAGGGAGAACCAGGGGAGGUUCAGGUUGGAUAUUAGGAAGAACUUCUUCUCAGAAAGAGUGAUGAGGCAUUGGCACAGGCUGCCCAGGGAGGUGGUGGAGUCACUGUCCCUGGAGGAUUUAAGAAACACGUGGAUGUGGCACCAAGGGACGUGGUUAGUGUGCACAGUGGUGAUGGGAUUUGAUGGUUGGACAAGAUGAUCUUAGCGGUCUUUUCCAAUGGAAAUGAGAAGAGGCCAAACUCUGAUCUUCCUGUGGGUAGAUGUGCAAGUAUCUAAACUAAAAGAGGGGAGAUUUAAGAUAGAUGUUAGGAAGAAAAUCCUUAUUCAGAGGGUGGUGAGGCAUUGGCACAGGCUGCCCAGAGAAGCUGUGGGUUCCCCAUCCCUGGAGGUGCUCAAGGCCAGGUUGGAUGGGGCCCUGGGCAGCCUGAGCUGCUGGCUGGCACUGCACACAGCAGAGGGUUGGAACUGGAUGGGCAUUGAGGUCCCUUCUUACCCAAGUCAUUCACUGAUCCUAUGAUCAUAGAAAUAAUCUUGGGAAACCUGCGAAAAUCCAUGUGUUGAAGAGGUUUGCCCUCUGCCUUGCUGAGGUCUCCACAAUGAGGCAGAGAACAUUUUAUGACAUAUCGAUAAGAACAGAACUGAGUCUGCUGGUUCUGAAGCAGACAAACGUGAAAUGCCCAAAAUGAGAAGAGCACUGGUGCUGGAGGCUGAUCAGCUGUGAAAAAAAAAAAAAAAAAACAACAACCCAAAAAACACAACAAAUUAGCUUUGCUUUCCAGAUCCUCCUACGAGACCCCAGAAUAGUUGGUGUGGUUGCACCACGUUGUUUCUGAGCGUGUUGCACUCUCUUUUGUGCCAAGAGAGAAAAAAAAAAGGCUUUCAUCUUUCUCUGCAACAACAGAAACGUGAGGCUCCCUGUGUUUGGGUAAAACCAAGAGGGUGGAGAAGCAGGUAGGGCUGUUUUCACAGCUCCACGACUGUGUAAGGGCAGGUUUUGCAACCAGCCUGGUGUUCCCGCACUGACGUUGCUCCUGCUUUGUGCGGGCACACACAGCCCGGCUCUGUUGUGCAGAGCCAGGCAUGCGUGAGCUGAUGGCUGGAGACAGGCGAGGGAAAGGGGGGACCUCGGAGGACGAGUCAGCUGGGGACAGGGAACACUGCAGCUUUUGUGAGCGGCGAGAGAGGGAGAGGCAGCGGCAUCCCCAGACUCCCCGUGUUCUGAAAGCAGCAAAAUAGGCAGUGCUGCUUCGGAGUGGUGAAAUCCUGCGUGGGGAACAUGAAAAGUCUUUCUCCGAGAAAUGCUGGAGGCAUCCAGUUAUUAUUGCUGUUACAGGAAUGUGCACAUUGCUUUUUCUUUUUUUUUUUUUUUUCUUUUCCCCUCUCCCUGGAUCAGACUGAGGGGAAAAAAACAGGUUUAGAGGGAUCACCUGGCUUUCAUGACUCCCCAUGGGCCUUUUCCCACAGCUGAGGCUCAAGGGGAGAGGAUGGCUGGAGAAUGUGUUUUGGAGAGGAGCGAGCAGCCCAGCAGAGGGAAACACGCUUCCUCCUGGUAGUGUUUCUGCAUGUCUGCGCCUGAGGAAAUGAGAGCUGGGUUUUACUGGCACGGCGAGGGGGAGCCGGGGGACUGAGGAACAGAAAGGAGAAGGAAGGGAGGGAAAGGGGCUGAGUUGGCCUCUCAUGCACCUCCAUUGGUCUGUGCGUAUGUUCCAGGCUGUGGGGCACAAAAGGAGAUUGCUCUCCAAGCCCUGAGUACAGAAGCCAUUUAUCUAUCUAUCUAUCUAUCUAUCUAUCUAUCUAUCUAUCUAUCUAUCUAUCUAUCUAUCUAUUUCACAACAUCUGUUCUCGUUACAGUGAGUGUUCGCAGCAGUUUUGCAUUCAUCAGUUUUCUUCCAGCAGAGCCUGCUGCUCGGUGGCUGCUGCAAAUAGAAUAAGCCAGGAGCCUUGUAUUUUCUGCAUCAUCUACCCACAAACCCCAUGUUUCGGGCUGAUCUGUGAGUUGUGGUGAGGCAGAGACCGUGGCAUAAAGCAACCACAGCCCCUGCUCAAAGCAAGACCUGAUACAUGCUGGUGUGAGGACAGGAGCAGCUGCUAGGGGUAAAAGGACAUCCCCUAUAUUAGGAGUCCAAAAGCAAGGCACCAUGCUAUGUUAUUGGAAACUGGGAAAACAUGUCAGAGAGCUACCUAUGCUCUAUUAUUUUAUUACUUGAGUGCAUCCUCAGCUGCCAUUGGGAAGCUGGAUGUGACAGGCUCACCCUAGCAGAGCACAUCCAUCCUGGUAGCUUAUGGGAGGAUCAGUCCCAUGUAUUAUCAUGAAUGUAUCUGUGUAUCUGCAGGAUUUGGAGUUUAUUGAGGAUUACAGGGCUUCUGUACAGUGCUUCUGGUCUUUCUCUUUGGGCAUCAUGGAUAUUCUUCUUUGCCUUGCUGUGAGAGCCUCGAGCAGCUCCGACCACUACUACGAAAGCUUUGGGAACACACAGUAGUCAGGCCUGCAGCACAUGAUGUAUGGCUGCAGCAUAUUUUAACCAUGGCAAAAGGGAAAAAAAGUUCCUGAAGGCAGUCAGAGCCCAGGCUGAGUCCCGAGAGAGCUGGAGGAAUUUCACUGCAGCAACAGUCAGCAUCUUCAGCGGAGGAGAGAGCAGCAGGAAUGCGAAGCAUUUGUCCUCUCUGCAUGGCACUGUGACAGUCACCCUCCACUCCCAGCCCGCUGGUGACAGUGCAGCCCCUGCGUGCCGCAGUCACGGACAAGGGAAGGUCGGGGAGAGGUGGGCAGCGGGAUGGCUGAUUCAGCAAUUGCACAGCGCAGGCUUUUGUGAGGCUUUGCUGUAUAUCAAGAAUAAGACGCUGUUGUUUAUGCUGGGAUUAUACCCCUAUUCCCAUGAUACCUCGAGCAGGCUGACAAUUAUCCUCCCUGCCUUCUCCCCGCAGCUAUUUUCUUUGCUGGCAGGGAGGAAAUUGCUCGCGUUUCGUUUGUGCUACCGUUGUUCCAGCUGCCGGAGAGGCAAUGUUUGUCCGUCAGCCCGCGUCCCUUCAGCCCCGCCAUCUGUCAGCGAUACUGCCGCGAUAGGCUGCGUGGUGGCAUAGAUGUUCCCAUGUGCCAUGCACCGUGCCAGCGUGCCGGUGGGUGCAGGGGGCAAAGCAUGCAGGUGAAGGCCACAGGGACCAGAUAAACAACACAGGGGCAGGGGGGGGGGCUUUCUGCCUAAAUCUGCUAGGAAAGCGUGAGCUGAGCUGAGCUGCUCCAACCCCUCCUGAUCUCCUGCUGAAAAAUAUCUCCUUAAAUAGCAGCUGCAGUGUAACACAGGGUCCCAGAUUUGCAAAACAAGCGUUCUGAUAAACAUCCUUGCUCAGAAGCUUUCCGUCAUCCAGCAAAAAAAAAAAAAAAAGAAAAAAAGAAAGAAAA
Messenger RNA from Gallus gallus (chicken), 8264 nucleotides. It is a transcript of the gene LACC1, whose product is annotated as LACC1 laccase domain containing 1. Gene Ontology annotation, molecular function: copper ion binding. The transcript is spliced from 8 exons. NCBI's taxonomy places the organism in Eukaryota, Metazoa, Chordata, Aves, Galliformes, Phasianidae. Bases 329 to 1552 code for a protein of 407 amino acids. The record is from RefSeq and is a predicted model, not a curated record.